Molecule: messenger RNA, 5101 nt
Organism: Lutra lutra (Eurasian river otter)
Lineage: Eukaryota; Metazoa; Chordata; Mammalia; Carnivora; Mustelidae
Gene: FLOT1
Product: flotillin 1
Exons: 11
Coding region: 420-1445 (341 amino acids)
Biological process (GO): regulation of receptor internalization; positive regulation of cell-cell adhesion mediated by cadherin; protein kinase C signaling
Cellular component (GO): plasma membrane
Source: RefSeq, a predicted model, not a curated record
GCAGGCCCACGGAGGUCACGUCCCGCUUCCCGGGGCGGAGCUCCAGGCGGGGGAAGGACGGCUGCAGUCGGGCUGCCAGCGCGAGCGCGGCGUGCCGGGAAAGGGGCGGGCGGAGCGCGCGGGGCGGAGGAUGCCGGCCGCGGGGGGGCGGGGUCGCGUCUGCCGCAGCUACCGGGUGCGGCCCAGUGAGGGGCGCGAACGCGGGCGCCGCUGGCUGGAAGACAGUUCCCCGGGACCGCUGGUCGGCUCCUGAAUCCGCUGCGCGCCGCCGCCGGGCCACCGCCAGCGUGCGGAAAGGUUUCUGCCGAAGCCCCCCGUCAUGGUGGCUGGAGGACGUGUCUUUGUCCUGCCCUGCAUCCAGCAAAUCCAGAGGUGAAAUCCAGGGGCGAACAGGAGAUGUUGGCAGCUGCCUGCCAGAGAUGUUCCUGGGGAAGACAGAGGCUGAGAUUGCCCACAUUGCACUGGAGACUCUGGAGGCCACCAGAGGGCUAUCAUGCGCUCACAUGACUGUGGAGGAGAUCUAUAAGGACAGACAGAAAUUUUCAGAGCAAGUUUUCAAAGUGGCCUCCUCAGACCUGGUCAACAUGGGCAUCAGUGUGGUUAGCUACACCCUGAAGGACAUUCAUGAUGAUCAGGACUAUUUACACUCCUUAGGGAAGGCUAGAACAGCUCAAGUCCAAAAAGAUGCUCGGAUUGGGGAGGCAGAAGCCAAAAGGGAUGCUGGGAUCCGGGAAGCCAAAGCUAAGCAGGAGAAGGUGUCUGCCCAGUACCUGAGUGAGAUCGAGAUGGCCAAGGCGCAGAGAGACUAUGAGCUAAAGAAGGCAGCAUAUGACAUCGAGGUCAACACCCGCCGCGCACAGGCUGACCUCGCCUAUCAGCUUCAGGUGGCCAAAACCAAGCAGCAGAUCGAGGAGCAGCGGGUCCAGGUGCAGGUGGUGGAGCGGGCCCAGCAGGUGGCAGUGCAGGAACAGGAGAUCGCCCGCCGAGAGAAGGAGCUGGAGGCCCGAGUUCGGAAGCCCGCGGAAGCCGAGCGCUACAAGCUGGAGCGCCUAGCUGAGGCAGAGAAGUCCCAGCUGAUCAUGCAAGCUGAGGCAGAAGCUGAGUCUGUGAGGAUGCGUGGGGAGGCCGAGGCCUUUGCCAUAGGGGCUCGAGCUCGGGCCGAGGCCGAGCAGAUGGCCAAGAAGGCAGAAGCAUUCCAGCUGUACCGUGAGGCCGCUCAGCUGGACAUGCUGCUGGAGAAGCUGCCCCAGGUAGCAGAGGAGAUCAGUGGUCCCCUGACCUCAGCCAAUAAGAUCACACUGGUGUCCAGUGGAGGUGGAACCAUGGGGGCGGCCAAAGUGACCGGGGAAGUACUGGACAUCCUGACCCGCCUGCCGGAGAGCGUGGAGAGACUCACAGGCGUCAGCAUCUCCCAGGUUAACCACAAGCCUUUGCGAACAGCCUGAGCCAACCUUCGCUCCAGUACCUAGCCUCAUGGUUGCCAGAAUAGUACCCAUACUGCAUGCACAACUGGCUUCCCUGAGCAUGCCCUUGACAGUGGGGUACUCCCCCCAUCUCCUUGCCAAAUAGCCUGUGCCUUGCCUUGGAGGGGAAAGGUUGCUCUUCCCAGCCCCACACUGCCGAGACUACCAGUCCCCCAGGGGUUCCAUGCCAGCCUUCUGAUUAUCUUACUCACCCCCAACUUAACUUCCUAGACCACGUGCACCUAUUGUCUAGAAUUUUCCUGACCAAAACUGAGGGAUGGCCUGAGGUUAACUUUGUCAAAUCAAUUGCUGUUAAAAAGCACUAAUACUGAUUAACAAUUAACUUAAUAAAGCAGAACUCAUUCAAAAUUAAUGCUGGAAUGUAGCUUACUCCCUUCAUUCAAUAUAUUUUUUAGAAUGGAAGAAGUUAGGGGCGCCUGCGUGGCUCAGUGGGUUAAAGCCUCUACCUUAGGCUCAGGUCCUGGGGUGCUGGGAUUGAGCCCGCAUUAGGCUCUCUGCUCUGUGGGGUGCCUGCUUCCUCCUCUCUGCCUGCCUGUGAUCUCUGUCAAAUGAAACCUUAAAAAAAAAAAAAAAAAAAAGAAUGGGAGAAGUUACCUUGUACACUGUUAAAAUUGUACCACUUUUUUCCUGCAAAGUUGGUUAUAGGCAGAAAAUCAUGCUGAAAUGAAGUAGUGAGAAUUGACGUAGUCCCAAAAACUACUGAAAAUAUGGAAAUUAUAGACUUAAAUUUCCAGGGUCACUUUGAGAUUUUGUGUACUUAGAAGCAUGUUGUAUUAGGUUUAACGGUGUUACUUUAGAAUGGGACCAUUAAGUGAUACUCUCCACUGGUUAACUUUCCCUAAUGUUAACUGAGAAAAUCCCAAAGGGUAAGAGAAAACAUCAAGAUACCAUAGCCCAAAUGAACCCUGUAUGCCCUGGAUGAGCUACACAUUUUAUAUGGGGCAAUAGCUCUCAACUCUGCAUUUGCCAAUAUUCUCCUGGAGUAGUUAAAAAUAGAUGGCUAGUUAACUGGUUUCUGGUUGGGUAGGCCUAAAGAUCUGCAUUUCUAAGUUCCAGGAGGUUGUUGAUGGGCUGGGAGGCACUUAAUGCCCUACUUAACAUUCAUCUCAAUUCUCAUUGAUCCUGUGUAUCUGAGCCUAUGGCUAUCCCAGUUAUUGAGGCUGGUAGUGAGGUGCUGGGGUAGUUUGGGUACUAGGAUUAAGAGAAGAGGCUGGAGCACCUGGGUGGCUCAGUUGGUUAAGCCUCUGCCUUCAGCUCAGGCUCUGAUCUCAGGGUCCUGAAUCGAGCCCACAUCAGGCUCUGUUCAGCAGGGAGUUGCUUCCCCCUCUCUCUGCCCUUUUUUUUUUUUUUUGCCUACUUGUGAGCUGUCAAAUAAAAUCUUAAAAAAAAAAAAAAAAGAGGGUCCAUUAAGUAUAAGGAUAUUCUCAUCAGUUCAUGGAGAGCAAAGUGUAUGUGGUGCUGAACUUGAGCCUCCUGUAUCCACUGGUACUCUUUCCCUAAAUGAGCACACAUCUCGCAACUUAAUUUUUUCAGUUGUCAUUUAUUUUUGGCUCUUGGGGCAAUGUUAUCUUUUCAAUAUGAAAAAAAGCAAGUUCAACACAAAAUAGAAAUUUGAAGUGUAGGACAGGAUGAAGCCAAGGGCAGGGGAGGGAAUAGCAAAAGGAAAAAAUGAGAUGUUGCCAAAGAUGGGAGGGUCUCCUUGUCCCCUCUCUGGAAGAAUGAUUCAAAAGAUUUAGGUGGCAGUACAAACCUUUCUGUAUAUAUACAGCAGAGCUGGGUGUUUGCUAAGAAAGGGUGGGGAUGGGGAGGGUCUUUCUGGAGGCUAGUCCCUCUUCCCCUUCUUGGCCCCCUUCUCCAACCAGGGGAAAAGGAAGGAAUCCAACAUAUGAAGGUGGUUAUGUAGGAAAAGGGAAGGAACCUGCUUUAACAGGGUAGGGCAGACCCCUGCAAAAGAAACAGCUCAGGACACAGCUUGGAAGACGGAAAAAGAGAUAAUACUGUCAACACCUCUCCUGAAGCUGAGAGGAGCAGGGAAAUUCCUGGAAAUUAGGACUCAAGAGCCUGGAUAUCCCUCUCCAAAACUGCUCUAGAAUCGAAAACCCUACCCCUUCCUUAUAGGUACCUCUACUGCUAUGAGGUAGCUUUGUUUCCUUUCCCCGGGGCUACCACAUGGGCUUAGGAUGGUGGCCAUCUACUGGGUUUUAAGCACUUGGUUUUAGAUGGGAUCUGAUGAGACCCAGCUUCUUGGAGAAUUAUCUUAUAAAACAAAGGGAAAUACCAACUGGACAGAUGGGAGAAGGGGACACCGAAAGGAAAUACAGGGUUACUGAGAAUGGCAGAAAUCUAGGUUUCCCAGAGUGGAAGAGAGGAGACAUUCAACAAACAACAAGUAUUUAUUGAGCGCCUAUUAUGUGCCAGGCACUGUGUUCUAGGACCAUCCCCCUCCAAAAAAGAAAAAAAGAGACAGAGGCAGAAAAUGUAAUUCUGAGGGAGAGGACAGGGGCAGCUGAGGAAGAAGGCUGAGGGAAUGGAGAAGCCUGAGGUGAUGGUGCUCUGUCUUAGGCCUCCUCUUCAGCCUCCUCACCGAAAUCCUCCUCUUCUUCUGCGGUGGCAUCCUGGUACUGCUGAUACUCGGAGACAAGGUCAUUCAUGUUGCUCUCAGCUUCAGUGAAUUCCAUCUCGUCCAUGCCCUCACCUGUGUACCAGUGGAGGAAGGCCUUGCGCCGGAACAUGGCCGUGAACUGCUCUGAGAUGCGCUUGAAGAGCUCCUGGAUGGCUGUACUAUUUCCAAUGAAGGUGACUGCCAUCUUGAGGCCACGAGGUGGGAUAUCGCAGACUGCUGUCUUGACAUUGUUGGGGAUCCACUCCACGAAGUAGCUGCUAUUCUUGUUCUGCACGUUGAGCAUCUGCUCAUCUACCUCCUUCAUGGACAUCCGCCCACGGAAGACAGCAGCCACAGUGAGGUAACGGCCAUGGCGGGGGUCACAGGCAGCCAUCAUGUUCUUGGCAUCAAAGACCUGCUGGGUGAGUUCAGGCACAGUGAGGGCCCGAUACUGCUGGCUUCCACGGCUGGUCAGAGGUGCAAAGCCAGGCAUGAAGAAGUGGAGCCGUGGGAAGGGCACCAUGUUGACGGCUAGCUUCCGGAGGUCAGCAUUGAGCUGACCAGGGAAGCGGAGGCAGGUGGUGACACCACUCAUGGUGGCUGAGACGAGGUGGUUCAGGUCUCCGUAGGUUGGUGUGGUCAGCUUGAGAGUGCGGAAGCAGAUGUCAUAAAGAGCCUCGUUGUCAAUGCAGUAGGUCUCAUCUGUGUUCUCUACCAACUGAUGGACGGAGAGGGUGGCAUUGUAGGGCUCAACCACAGUGUCAGACACUUUGGGUGAGGGUACCACACUGAAGGUGUUCAUGAUGCGGUCAGGAUACUCUUCUCGGAUCUUGCUGAUGAGCAAGGUGCCCAUUCCAGAGCCUGUGCCCCCACCCAGUGAGUGGGUCAGCUGGAAGCCCUGUAGGCAGUCACAGCUCUCUGCCUCCUUCCUCACCACAUCCAGGACUGAGUCAACCAGCUCAGCCCCCUCUGUGUAAUGGCCUUUGGCCCAGUUGUUGCCUGCCCCAGACUGACC